UCUCGUAAUAUGUCAAUUCCUUCCUGGGAUGCUUGAGGUUGUGUAUUUUUCCUUUUGCUAAUUUCCAUAAAUUUUUUUCUAAAAGCAAUCAGCGCUUCUGUGAGAAUCUGUACAUCGUUUGUGCAAUAUUCGGCCAAUGCUUCGUCCAAACUAAACUGCUGAUUUUUUUCUUCUUCAUACCAUUUAUCAAAUUCGUUUUGUUUAUCGGGUCGCAUUCCUUCAUAUAAAUAAUCAGAUUUUGGAGGUAGUUGUUGUAGUGUUCUCCCAUAAUUUUCAGAGAUGUUUGCCAAAUGUGGAAAAAAUUGUUUUUCAGUUACUUGCAGUCCAAAUGCCCCAAUUAGCUUUCCCAAGGCGACUGGACAGAGAUUAUACGAAUCUCGAAAUACAACCUCAUUGCAUUUGUUGUUGCGAGGAAUUUUCAAUUCAUAG
Molecule: messenger RNA, 429 nt
Organism: Meloidogyne enterolobii
Lineage: Eukaryota; Metazoa; Nematoda; Chromadorea; Rhabditida; Meloidogynidae
Source: the annotation of a GenBank genome assembly